UCUGUCAGGCCUCUGGAUUACUGUGGGUGUGUGUAUGACUGUGUGUGUGCGUGUGUGUAUGUGUACAGUGUUUUCCGUACCAGUAAAGAUACUUUAUCCUAAGUAUGCUGCAUUGAUGUUUUUGGAUGAAGGGAGAAAGAGAGUGUGUGCAUAUUUGUGUGGAAAUUCUAACACUGAAGACUGAUUGCACAGGUGUGGAAAUUUGAUGAUCAUCACAAAUUAGUGGAAACAAGGAAGGUUUUGAUCAAAGUGAGGCAUGGAGGUGCGGUUUGGGUUCAGGCUCUCUCUGAUCCUGACCAUUACGGUGCUAACCCUGUGCAGUAAUGGGGUUAAAGGUCAGAGAGCAGGGUGUAAAAACGUCCACUAUGACCUGGUUUUCAUUCUGGACACUUCAUCCAGCGUGGGCAAAGACAACUUUGAAAAGAUCCGUCAAUGGGUGGCCAACCUGGUGGAGUCCUUUGACAUAGGCGAAGACAAGACACGCGUGGCUGUUGUGCGCUACAGUGACCGGCCCACCACUGAGUUCAACCUGGCCAGGUACAAAAGCUUGGAGGAGGUCAAGAGGGCUUCCAGGAACAUCCGAUACCUGGGAGGGAACACCAAGACGGGAGACGCCAUCAGCUACACCACCACCAACAUCUUCACGGUGCAGGCAGGAGCCAGGCCCGCCGCCAGGGGCAUCCAGAAGGUGGCGAUAUUGCUAACGGAUGGGAGGAGCCAGGAUUACGUCUUGGAGCCGUCCGUGGAGGCGGCCAAGGCUGGCAUCCGCAUGUUUGCCGUGGGCAUUGGGGAGGCACUGAAAGUGGAGCUGGAGGAGAUAGCGGCUGAACCCAAAAGCUCGCACGUCUUCCACGUGACGGACUUCGACGCCAUUGACCGAAUCAGAGGGAGACUGAGAAGAAGGCUCUGUGAGAAUGUUCUGUGCCCCAACAUGAAGGUGCAGGCCAACCGCUUCAAGCCCAGCAGCACGGGAGCGGGCCAGAAGGAAGUUCCAGGCUUCGACCUGAUGGAGUACUUCAACGUGAGAGACAUUCUGGGGGAGAAGGCAGAGCCUGGACACGGUGCCUACGUGAGACUGGGCACCAUGCCUAUCGUCCAACAGACGGAAGACGUGUUCCCUCAGGGUCUUCCUGACGAGUACGCCUUCGUCACCACCUUCAAGUUCAGGAAGACAUCUCGCAGGGAGGACUGGUACCUGUGGCAGGUGUACGACAAGUAUGGCAUCCCGCAGGUCUCCAUCCGUCUGGACGGUGAGAACAAGGCCGUGGAGUACAAUGCGGUGGGUGUGACCAAGGACGCGGUCCGGGCGGUCUUCCGCAACCCAGAGGUAGACAACCUGUUCGACCGCAACUGGCACAAGAUUGGCCUGCGCGUGGAUGCGGUGUCCGUAGCCCUCUACCUGGACUGUAAGCACGUCCAGACGCUGCCCAUCGAGGAUCGGCAGGACAUCGAGAUCCAGGGCAAAACCGUCAUCGGCAAACGGUUGUACGACAGUGUCCCAAUAGACUUUGACCUUCAAAGGAUGGUGAUCUACUGUAACUCUAAGCAGGUAGAGCAGGAGACAUGUUGUGACCUGCCUGGAGGCCCUUGUCCCACGCAUGUGGUUACUGAGCCUCCGCCCAUCGAGAUCCCCACUCCGACCCCCACGAGCGGGGAGCAGAAGGGUGAAACACAUGCGGUCAACUGCUCCUGUCCUCCAGGGGAAAGGGGUCAGACUGGCUUGCCUGGUGUCCAAGGCCCCAAGGGUGAAAAGGGAGAUCCUGGCCUUAUGGGCACUGAUGGACCACAAGGACCAAAGGGCCAGAAAGGAGAAGCUGGCAGAGCAGCCUCUAUCAAGGGGGAUAGAGGUGAGAAGGGGGACAGAGGUGAGCAUGGACAGACUGGGACCAGAGGAGACAAGGGAGUCAGGGGAUCUGAUGGCACACCAGGACUAGUAGGAAAACCAGGAGACAAAGGCGAACAAGGUGAGCCAGGGCUUCCUGGAGCCCCUGGUGUGUCUGGUCCACAGGGCCUACAGGGACCUCAUGGUGAUUCAGGACUCCAUGGAGCACCCGGUCCUAAAGGAGUUUCUGGUGAUCCUGGCAAAAAAGGAGAAAAAGGAACCAUAGGAGAGAGGGGGGAGCCAGGUUUGGACGGCUUUCCUGGUAAACCUGGAGUUCCAGGAAAAGAUGGACUGAGAGGUCUUGCUGGUGCGCCAGGGCCAGUCGGAGUGAAAGGAGACAAGGGGGAAAGAGGCCCAGCUGGCAUACCUGGAGACGUGGUCCACAUGGAAGGCUUGAAGGGACAAGAUGGCAUCCCGGGUCCACGUGGUCCUCCAGGAGCUGACGGGCCCUCUGGACCUCCUGGUCCACCUGGACCUCCAGGUUUGCCGGGAGACCCGGGUGAAACUGGACAAAGGGGAAAGAAAGGUGAGAGUGGCCUUCCCGGAGUUGAUGGCCUUCCAGGACCACCCGGUCCUGUAGGACCCCCUGGACCUCCUGGUAGUCAGGGGCAUACUGGACCACCUGGAUUACCUGGUGAAAUCGGCUUCUCCGGAAAACCAGGAGCAGCAGGGAAACCUGGUCUGCCGGGAAAGGACGGCCUGGAUGGUCUCCCUGGAAACGAUGGAGGGAAGGGUCAGAGAGGUGAACCGGGGCUAGAUGGCCUGCCUGGUAAACCGGGUCCAAAGGGUGACGAAGGUCCUCCGGGACCCCGGGGACCAGCAGGAGAGCGUGGAGAGACUGGUCUGCUGGGUGAGACAGGUUUGAUGGGACCUAGAGGAGAAAGAGGACCACAGGGAGAGAGAGGGACUGACGGUGUCCUUGGCCCUAAAGGAGAGAAGGGAGACAAGGGAGAAGUAGGACCCAGAGGAGCCCCAGGAGCUCCAGGAAAUGUGGCCAAUGUUAUUCCAGAGCCUGGUGAACCAGGAAGGCCUGGGGAGAAGGGGGAAAAGGGAGACCAGGGAAAAUCUGGAGAAGUGGGUCAGAGGGGACUUCCCGGUGAGCAGGGCUUUCGAGGACCACCUGGACCUCCGGGAGUGAAGGGUGAUGCAGGAGUCAAAGGAGACACUGGACUUAAUGGCGAGCCUGGACCGCCAGGAGAGCCCGGUCCCCAGGGGCCUCGAGGGUUGCCAGGCAACGUGGGAAUCCCAGGAAGUAUCGGUCCACCUGGCGUAGCAGGGCAGAGAGGUGAGAAGGGAGACACAGGGAAAAACGGUCCUCCAGGCCACCCUGGUCUCGUCGGAGAGCCAGGUCUCAGAGGAGAAGUGGGAUUACCUGGGAAGGGCAAAGAUGGAGCGAAGGGUGAUGCAGGAUCACCAGGAUUGCCCGGACCUCCAGGAUUGAAAGGCCCAUCUGGAAAUCCAGGAAUGCAGGGGAUGCCAGGAAAUAGAGGCCCUCCAGGAGAGGGAAACACCGGACCACCUGGACCCCCAGGCCCACCAGGUCUGUUAGGAGCAGCAGGUCCGAGGGGACCGCCAGGCAUGCCAGGGCCUCAGGGACCCGCCGGACACAAUGGGUUGCCAGGAAGGCUUGGUGAGAAAGGUUCCCAAGGAGAGCCGGGCAAAGCUGCAGACCUGAGCCAGCUUGAUCUGAAGGGAAUUUGUUCUGAUUGCCCCCCGGGCCCUGUUGGUCCUCCUGGAAUCCCAGGACCUCCAGGGGAGAAAGGCCCCACUGGAGCACCAGGAAAGAACGGCCAGGACGGGUACCAGGGCUCACCUGGACCAACUGGGCCUCCGGGACCACCUGGAGCUGAUGGAACCAAGGGGGUGAAAGGUGACAGAGGGCUGCCAGGAACGCCUGGAGACAAAGGUGAAAAGGGACCUCCUGGACCACCUGGCUAUCCAGGUGCAGCCGGAUCAAUGGGUCAACCUGGUAACGAUGGCAACCCUGGACCUAUGGGCCCUCCUGGACUUCCGGGAGAAAAGGGUAAAGAGGGACUCGCUGGAAUCCAGGGCCCUCCCGGUCUCCCUGGAUUAAUGGGGAUGAUGGGCAAGCCUGGGAAAGAUGGCCGUCCAGGAGAAUCAGGAGAGCCGGGUAAACAGGGAGAACCAGGACUUCCUGGAAGAGAUGGAUUAAGAGGACUUCCUGGUUUUAAAGGCCAUACAGGAGAGCCUGGACCACCAGGGUCAAAGGGUGAAGAAGGAAAACAGGGAGCCCCAGGCCGAGAGGGUCAGUCUGGAAAAGAUGGAAAUCAGGGACCUCCUGGGCCCGAAGGUGCCCGGGGACCAAGAGGUGAAUCGGGCAAACCUGGGGAUCCUGGGCCACCUGGAAAACCUGGAGCAUCAGGAAAUCCGGGUCUUCCAGGGGUCAAAGGGGAGAUGGGGAGUCCAGGAUUACCUGGCUUUACAGGCCAAAAAGGACCCUCAGGUUCGCCUGGUCCUAUCGGCCCUGAGGGCAAACAAGGCAUGUCAGGAAGACCUGGAGAUAAAGGUUCUAAAGGAGACAAGGGUGACCAUGGCAUCAAGGGAGACAAAGGCCAAAAUGGAGAUCCAGGAAUUCCUGGAAACCCAGGACCUCCAGGCAGAAAGGGCCAUACAGGGAUGAUGGGCAUGUCCGGACCCCCAGGGGAGGUGGGCCCAGCUGGGCCAUCAGGCACACCAGGCCUGCCUGGGCUUCCAGGACCCAGGGGAGAAUCAUCGUCCCUCGAAUCGAUGCGGAGGUUAAUUCAAGAGGAGCUGGCCAAACAACUAGAAGCUAAAAUGGCCUACCUCAUGGCCCAGUUUCAGCCCAUGCAUGUAAAGAGCACAGCUGGGCGUCCCGGCCCACCUGGAUCUCCAGGUAAAGAUGGAGCACCUGGACGAUCGGGUCCACCUGGAGAGCCGGGUAUGCCUGGCCAAAAUGGAGCAGAAGGACCCAGAGGUCCAAUGGGUCUUAAAGGUGAAAGAGGGUCCAAGGGAGAGAAAGGAGAAGAUGGUGUUGGACAGAGAGGAGAUCCCGGUCCAACAGGACCCAUUGGUCCACCUGGAAUGCCUGGAGAGGGGAAGGAUGGGCUUCCAGGAUCAGCUGGAGCUCAGGGUGAGCCAGGACACCCAGGCCCCCAUGGGCAGCCCGGACCGCCGGGACCGCCCGGGCAGUGUGACCCCUCUCAGUGUGCCUACUAUGCCAGCCUGGCAUCACGACCUCACGUUAAAAAUGUCAAGGGCACCUAAACCUAGGGCAACUAUAACCCUACACCAUGACGUAUUUAUGAACUUGGAGAUUCGGUGAAUCAAGAGUUUUUCCUGUCAAGAUUGGAGGGAACUUUGGUUUCAGGAAAGCUGAAAUGUUUGUAUUUGUGCGUGUGCAUGUGUGCGUGUGAGCCUGUGUGUGCAUGCACAUUCAUGUUCUGUCGGUCAGAUAUAACAGGGAGUUACUUUGUUUGGUGUGCCAGAGUGAGGAUUGGGGUGAAUUAUAGGAUGAGGGAGAUUAGUAAUUUAAAUAUAGCUCAAUUUCUUCCAUCAGGGAUAUUCAAGUUUGUCUGACCAAGUACUGUGCAGGCUUUCUAUGCACCCUGCAAAGUUUCUAUGCACCAUGUAAAAAGCCUUCUGUUGGUCCAGCAAGAGUUGCCACGGUUACAUUACCAGUCUUUCCCCAGACAGUCUGGAGACCCAUAGUGGUCUACAGACUAGCAUCUGCAGAAUUGCUCCAUUGUUGAAGAACUUUUCAGAAGUGGGGGCAAUUAUCCAGUGAAGAGAUUUAUCUUCUGAUGUUUUAUUGAUGUGCAGUGUGUGUACUAGGCAGUAAGGGACACAGGCAAAGAAUAAGAACAAAGAACACCCACUGGCACCGGGCCUCAGAUGAGAUCAUUAGCUAGCUUUUCUGCUCCAAGAUGCUAACUCAUACCCCCAUACGUUGUGUGACUGUAAAGAUUGUUUUACCCUAUUCAUUAUAUUCAGUUAUGAGGCUUGUGGCUGGUUUAUGUUUCUGAUUAAAUUAAGCCAGUUUAUAUCCAAUAUUGAAUCCCGGCCUGACUUUUGUAUCAUUUAGGAGGGGCAUAAAUUUUUCUUUUCAUGUACUCAGUGUCAAUUCAUAUAGUGUCAUGUUUCACACACUUACACUUACACUAUACAUGAGAAGUAAUUCAAAGGCAGAAUUAAGCUAAAAGAAGAGUUUGUUACCUAAUGUUUUUUUAUUUUUGUAAGACUCAAAAAUGGAAGCUCAGUUUAAUAGCAAUAGUGUAUAACUAUUAUAAGACUGGGCUGAUUACCAUAACUACCAUUACUUGAUGUCUGCAGUUCUAAAGUAAGAGCCUGAAAGUUGUGGGCGUCUCCCAGCCCAGCCUCUUGUGAGCCAAUUAAAGUUACUAGAAAAGAGAGACUCCAUUUCAGAAGCUGCAUGAAAUUACCCUGGGUGUCAACAUGGGAUUUUAUUUACCUGAAAUAAUAACCCUGCAAAGUUAUCAGGUCACAUUGAACUGUUUUUCUGUUUUCGGUAAGUUAGGGCACAUUGAAAUGGGGUCUGGGGAGGCAGGCAGACCUGGAGUAAGUUGUACACAUCUGUUUUCAGAAGGGAAGUUAGUCGGCCCUGCGUUGAUUACGUCCAGGUGCACCUUUCCUCACAACAUCGGGCUAGGUACAAAUAUAAAACACUAGGAUCAGUUUGAACUAAGGCUACUGUUACCCAUAAUUCAAAACCUAGUCAGUGUUGCAUUUAAUGAAGCCAUGAUUUUGUAAGAAGACACAAUAUGAUUGCGUUGAAGCUAAUUAUCACUUGGCCAGCUGCCUAGAAGCGACAAUUAGAGGACAUCCUAGUCAUCUUCACAACAGAGGGCCUGUUUUUGUUUGUGUUUGUUCAUGCUGUCUUAGUGUCACAGGUGAUAGGUGACAGGUCCAAAUAAUGUGGCACAUUUUGACAAGCUAAGCUCAUUACUCUAGCCUCAGGAUGCAAAUGAAGUACUUCUUACCCCGUUUGCUUGUAAACAUGAUGUCAGCAUUUUUUUUACUGCCUUCACGUUCCAUUCACCUUUUUUGUCCAUAUUUAGUUUUAAUGUUCUUUUUUCAUCAGCAGUUACAUUAAAUUAUUUUAAUGAACCACCAGUAAAGGCCUUGUGAAAUGGCCUGUGAAAUUUAUGCAUGGUAAAGUCUACCUGUUUAUAUUGAAUCUUUGGUGCUAAAGGUAAUCUAAACUAGGUCAAUGUAUAUGUAUGUAUAAGAAGGGAUUACACUUCAUAAUAAAGACUGGAUUAGUUCCAUUUU
Molecule: messenger RNA, 7153 nt
Organism: Electrophorus electricus (electric eel)
Lineage: Eukaryota; Metazoa; Chordata; Actinopteri; Gymnotiformes; Gymnotidae
Gene: col22a1
Product: collagen, type XXII, alpha 1
Cellular component (GO): extracellular matrix
Source: RefSeq, a predicted model, not a curated record